AAAUGUCAAAAAUGAAUUAGUGGUCAUUUGGGUCAUCUCAUUACCAUACCAACACCGCAUCGUGGUAGGUGCUUCCCUCUCGCUCAUGGCAACUGCUGCUGUAGCCAAGCAUUGUCUUGCACGUUUCAUGGAUUUAGAAUCAGCUAAAUGCAGUCUUUCUGGCCAACCAAUUUCUACCAAGCAAUCACUCCAUCUCUUUCACAAUAUAGAACAGAGAUAUCAGUCAUGUUCAGUGUCCAUGAAUGGGUGCCAAAGUGACCCGAGAGUGCCCAUUGGGACCAUUGAAACUAAAACAUUUCCAGCAUUACCGUCUCCUGCAAUGGCUAUGGAGACUCUCAAUUUUGCAAUUUCUGAUAUUAAAGCUAAUCCUCCACUUUUGACUUCAGGGAUUAUACGUCUCCAGGUACCAAUCAAACAGCAAAUUGAAGCAAUUCAAUGGCUCCAUGCACAGCACGACCUUCUUCCACGCUGCUUCUUCUCAGGCAGAAGCAGAAGAAAGGAUGACACCGAUCUUUUCCUAGACUUCAACGGUGGAAAUGGCAGUGUCCAUAAUUUAGUGAGUGUAGCUGGUGUAGGCUCUGCUGUCCUUUUUACGCAUAUCCAUCCUUUCUCCUACAAUGACUGGAAGUCCAUAAAGAGGUUCUUAUCAGCCAAAUGUCCUUUGGUUCGUGCUUAUGGUGCAAUUCGAUUUGAUGCAAUGGCUAACAUAUCAUCUGAGUGGGAAUCCUUUGGUUCAUUUUACUUCAUUGUUCCUCAGGUUGAGUUUGAUGAGCUUGAAGGAAGUUCGAUGCUUGCUGCAACUAUUGCUUGGGAUAAUGCCCUUUCAUGGACAUGGGAACAAGCCAUUGAUGCACUUCAACUUACCAUGAGUCAGAUUUCUUCUACCGCUGUAAAGUUGUGUAAAGAAUUCAGUAGAACAUUCAUUUUGAACAUUAAUCACUUUCCCAGUAAGACUUACUGGGAUCUUGCCGUGAAGAGAGCUUUGCAGAUAAUAAAUAGAAGAAGCUCACCUCUCACAAAGGUUGUACUUGCACGUAGUAGCAGAGUUGUAACUGCUAACGACAUCGAUCCCAUAACAUGGUUAGCUUGUUUGCAGGUCGAAGGAGAGAAUGCUUAUCAAUUUUGUCUUCAGCCUCCUAAUAGUCCAGCAUUUAUUGGGAACACGGCAAAGCAACUACUUCACAGAAAAUGGUUAGGAGUUAGUAGUGAGGCACUGGCAGGAACCCGUGCCAGAGGCGGAUCAAAGGCUCUAGAUCUUCAAAUAGAGCUCGAUUUACUUUCCAGUCCCAAGGACCAUCUUGAGUUUGCCAUAGUCCGAGACAGCAUAAGAAGAAAAUUAGAGGCAGUGUGUAGCAGAGUUGUAAUUGAACCGAAUAAAGCAAUACGAAAAUUCUCAAGAGUCCAACAUUUGUAUGCUCAGUUGUCAGGAACAUUAAGGAGUGAAGACGAUGAGUUCGACAUCUUGUCUUCUCUUCAUCCAACUCCUGCAGUUUGUGGAUUUCCAACAGAAGAGGCACGCCUUUUAAUUGCAGAAACUGAAGUAUUUGAUAGAGGAAUGUAUGCUGGUCCUGUUGGCUGGUUUGGAGGAGGAGAGAGUGAGUUUGCUGUUGGCAUCAGGUCAGCAUUGGUAGAAAAGGGCUUUGGUGCAUUGAUCUAUGCUGGGACAGGGAUAGUAGAGGGAAGCAAUCCAUCUUUAGAAUGGGCUGAACUGGAACUGAAGACAUCUCAGUUUGCUGGACAGUUCUCCAAAUUGCUUAUAACGUGAGAUCCCAACAAGG
Ricinus communis (castor bean) is the source of this 1778-nucleotide messenger RNA. RefSeq names its product isochorismate synthase 2, chloroplastic. Lineage: Eukaryota; Viridiplantae; Streptophyta; Magnoliopsida; Malpighiales; Euphorbiaceae. The record is from RefSeq and is a predicted model, not a curated record. Gene Ontology annotation, molecular function: isochorismate synthase activity. The transcript is spliced from 15 exons. Gene Ontology annotation, biological process: phylloquinone biosynthetic process. The coding region runs from base 86 to 1765 and encodes 559 amino acids. Gene Ontology annotation, cellular component: plastid.